Podarcis muralis (Common wall lizard) is the source of this 5296-nucleotide messenger RNA. RefSeq names its product coiled-coil domain containing 187 (gene CCDC187). Gene Ontology annotation, molecular function: microtubule binding. Lineage: Eukaryota; Metazoa; Chordata; Lepidosauria; Squamata; Lacertidae. Gene Ontology annotation, biological process: microtubule anchoring. Gene Ontology annotation, cellular component: centrosome. The record is from RefSeq and is a predicted model, not a curated record.
GCUAAGGGUCUCAGAGCUUCUGCUUCCCACCACCAGUCUGGGCAGAGAGCAACCUUGACCUCCCCUUCAGGCAGCCAAAUACCAGGGCCAGCUCUGAAUUCCUCAGCUCCUUGCUCCUACCUGCCUGGGAAGCUGCAUCUGUUGGAUUCCUCUUUUAUGCAAAUGGGUGGGUGGGACUCUGCAAUGACUCUCCUGGCUUUUCCCUUAGAUUGAAGGAGGAUUCCUUUGGGAUGGACAAGACACCCCUUCACCCAGGAUUGGGACCUAGAAUCCUUUGACUCUGGGGUAGAGGCUGGCCCCUCAACGAGACUUCCAGCUUGCUUCAUCCAUCCAUCAGAAGGGGGUCCAUGGAGCUCCAUCCAUCUUCCUUGGCCCUCCCAGCUGAAGGCUGGGGGAUGGAGGGUGGGGGCCACCUGGCCAAAUCUAAAGCCAGCAUCCCAGGACAUUGUCAUAUUGCUCAGAAGUUGUUGGAGGCUCUCAAAAGCAAGUCCCCUCCAGACAAGAAGCUGCAGGAGUUGCAGCAGCGGAUACUGGAGCAGCAACGGCGGUGUCUUGUCCAUGCCCUGGGAGGGGGGAGUGCCCCCACUCCGGGCACAAGGACUCUCAAGAGGAAGGUUGGCAAGGCGGCUGCCCACAUUGUUGACACUCCAGAUCCAGCUUCUGAAGGCCGCAGAGGAACGUCAGGAAAGGAGAAGAGGCGCAAAUCGCACAUGAUUCCUCCCCCUGAGAUGUCUCAGAAAGAGAGAGGAGCCCAUUUAUUUGGUCCUUCUGCCUGGAGGGAAGGCCAGAAGCUGGCCAGGAGGAUCCUGGGCCAACCCCAGAAAUUCCCAAGGCCAGGGAACAGCAGCUCUCUAUGCAUGGCAGCAAAGGGCACCCCAGGACUGGAAAAAGGUUUGUUGACCAUGUCCCAGGUAGAACAAAGCUCUUUAGGAAGGAGAGGUGGCACCCACCGCAAAGAUCAUGCCGUGGAGAGAGGAACAGCGGAAGCUGGAGAAGCAGAUGGUGCUGCAGGAUUGAACAAAAUCUGCCAAGGCUGCAGGAACCAGGAAUAUCCAGAUCUAGAAAGGGAGGCAGGAAAUCUGCAAAGGCAAACUGGAAGCAAAGGUAAAGCAGGUUGCUCCAAUGGGAUGGAAACCAAGGAUUCCCCCAAGGUCCACAGUGCAUCUGCAGACACUGGGUGGGUGUGCCCCAGAAUACUCUCGGCCAUCCGCAAGGGGAGGGUGAAGGAGACCUCCCAAAUGGAGAACCAGCCCAGGCUGGAUGGACAGAGGAAGAGGAUCCCCUACAAUAUUGAUGAGGUACGGGAAUUUAUGGUGCAGAAGAUGGCAGAAAGGAGAAAGGUGGCCCGGGAAGAAAAGCGAGCUUUAAGAGAGGCGCAGGAGGCAAGGAAGAGGAGGCUAAAAGAGGUGGAGAGGAAGCAGAAGGAAGCCUUCAGCAGAAGCAGGAGGAGACAGUCUUACACAGAGGAGGAAGUGGGCGGGAAGUUCAAACAGGGAAGCACAUCCACGAAGUAUGCCAAGCGUCACUGGAGCCCGGAACCGGAAGUCUUGCACUGGGUCCGCCAAACAUCACGUGCUCUUCUGAGGGGUGAGGUGGGGUUUCCCAGUGAGGAGUAUCCAGAGGCGUCCAAGACAGCAGAAGUGACCGGAAGCUCAGAUUUGUUUCGCACUAGUGUUAGUCACAGCCCUCUAAGGCUGAGGGACCUGGACAUUGCCCCAGCGGAAUUGUCCAGACUUUCUCCCCACAGAAGCAAACAAGAGAAAGUCAGAGCCAUUGGCCUUCUCGCCAGGAGCCUCAGUGAACGGCUGGAAAAUGAGACAAAAAGGCUGAGGGCCAGAAACAGGCCACUUGAAUCUUCAGGGGACCAAGGGUGGCCAACGGGACCCCCAUCUCUCUCAGAGGGACCUUCUGCCACCUCAAAGCCUGAGGCUCCACCUGCAGCAUGUGAAAAUGCCUUUUGGGAGCCCAACUAUUUCCGUAGUCCAUCACUGCAUGCUCAGGAGAACUCUCUCCUUCCAGAAGGAGCAGCAGCAACCCAGGCUGCCAUGGAGAGGAUCUGGGCCUUCUUGUCCAUUGCCAGAGUUCAUGGUGAGGGACCGCAGAGGGAUCUUUCUUCUGAGGCGGAAGAGCAACAUGCAGCCAGUGCAAAAAACAUCAAGGAAAGGUGGAAAGGUUUUCUUGCAAGUAGGGGACCUCAAAGAGGACCCUCCCCCGAGAUGCCAGGUGCCUCACCUGCCACACCACAUCUGCAGUUCCUCACCCGAAGGCCACAAACCAGCCCUUUGAUGGAAACCUGCAUAGCCACCCACCAGAAUUUCAGGAUGGAAGACCCCAGGGAGAAGCCCUAUCAUGGGAAGAUUCAGGGGCUCCAGCCUAAGGCAUCUGCUGGCAGCCUUCCCCCCCAGGGGCACCAGGUCUCUGGCCUAAGGUCCCCUCCCACCAACCAGCUCCUUGGCGAAACCAUCCCUGCAAAAGAAUCUGGCGAAAUGAGUGAGACAACGGAUCCCACCAGCCAGGAUGCUGGAGAACCAGCCUGUUUUGAAAGAGCUCUUGUGCUGGGGAAGGAGGAGGAGGAGGAAGGGGGCAAGAAGGAGACCUCCAGUCCAGGGUCCUUCAGUGUAGCAUCUUCAGGGAGUGCAGGAGGCAGAAGCAGCCAACGACGACUCCAGGAUGAGGCUUACAACACCCUUGGCACUAAGUGUGGGAAAGUGUUAUCACACAGGGAUCAAGUGAUGGCAGCAGCAUCCCCUGGCUGGAAGCCACAGCUGGGGUGUCAAGAGGCUGAGCAUCUGAAUUCUUCCAGGGAAGGAUCUGUAGGUCCCAUCCUAGAGCCUGGUGGCUUGGAGAUCACAGAUCAUGUGGAAAAUGAGGAAGAGCAUUGCAGGGAGAACGUUUGCCUGACAGAGAAUCCCAAAGAAGAUAACAAUCCUUGUAGUUCCGCCUCCGACAGGAGUCCAGGGAGUUUGUCUUCUGCAACAUGCUCUGCCAAAUCAUUUGGCUUUUCUCAAAUGCUGGAGAGUCCCAGGUCUGGUUCUGAAUUUCUAAAGGCCCGUGCGGUUCUUGUCAAUAUCUCCAGAAGCUCCCUUUCUGCCUCUGAUUUCGAAGAGGAAGAUUCCUCUCAAGACACGGAUGUGAGCCUGCCAGAGGAAUUUGCCUUCCAGGAACAGCCCCCUGACAGUUGUAGUGGCAACAGGAUUCCUACAAUCGCUGCUGUGUCACAGGCAGAAACUGGUGUGGAUGGAGAGUUGCUGUCAUCUGGCAGCAGACACCACUUCCGAGCUGCUUCUUGGAGUGCCCAUUCAAAUCAAGAUGGCAUGCCACCUAUGCGCAGCCAGGAAAAGGCCCCAGAAGGCAGGCCAGAGAGUGAAUCUGAUUCUGUGGUAUUAUCAAACAGUGGAGGGCCAAGACCCCUUCUCUUUCAAGCCCAGACACCAGAGACCAGAGAAGACACAAACCCUUCCAGAGUUUCAGACCGGUGGCCUCAUGCAAACAGCAAGGGCAAGAUGUUGUUUCAUAUAUGGGCUGGGGCAGAGAAGAGCACUUCCUCACCUAGCUGGGCCUUUCAGCAUCCUGAGGGUCAGGACCCUUUAUCAACCCUCAGCAAAGCCGAAGGGGAUGAUGAAGAUCGAAACACAUCCAAAUUUAAAAGCCAACACGAGCCUGUAAUAGAAGCACCUAAAGUGUCUUUGAAAAGUGUGAAUCCUAUCACUGACCAGCUCCAGGAUUCACUUGGUUCCUCCAAAUCCCAGUCCAUUUUGGAGAGUGCCACAAGUUAUACAGAAAAUUCAGGUGAUGAAAGUUGCUCCAGCAACAGCAGGCUGUGUGAGGGUGCUACUGAACAGAUCACUGGAGCAUCGCUGGGCGAUGAAGAGGAUAGCACCUGUUUGCAUUCCCCUGAAACCACAGAUAUGGCAGCAGAAGGAAAUCAAAAUGCAACACAUAGUCAAAGCAAAAAGGAAUCUGGGGUGGCAGUGCCUGGUUCUAGUUCCCCCAAACCUGUGGAGGAACCCCAAGUUGAGAGCUGCCUUUUGCAAAGCGACGAAGGGACGUUCAGCGAUGAGCUUCUGUCUCAAAUGAAGGAAGAUCUGUUAUCACCUGUUGACGAUUUUCUGACAUAUGGAAGCAAUGAUAUGCCAUCUCUGACCGAACAAGAUGUCUCCUUUUCCUCCCAAAGCGAGGAUCUUCCCGCACCCCCUGAGUCUCCACCAGAGCAACUUCUGUUCCCUACAUGAAAUACCUCCAUGGAAACAAAUGACCUGUCCUCAUCUGAAGUGUGUAGGCCAGAGGAGGUUCAUAGAAUCAUAGAACUGUAGAGUUGGAAGGGAUCCCAAAGGGCCACCUGAUCUGAUUCCUGAAAUACAGGAAUCACAGCUAAAGAACCGUACAGCAUCUACAGUUGCAAAGGCGGGCAGGGGGAGAAUAUCAUUAAGUGGUCCAUCAAGACCCUUAGCAAUUUUCAAGUGCUUUGUUGGUGUGGGGAAAAGUUUGACCCAUGUGUUUUUCUUUCUUUUUUUAAGGAAUGGCAUAAUCAAAAGCCAGGGUGGCAUUUUAGGGGGGCGAUUUAUAGUUUAAAAAAUUAACGAAGAGGAUAUAAAGGACCCAUCUCGAGCAAGUGGUGCAAUUGGAGAGCGGCCCUUUAGAACAGAUUAAUCAGGUAGCUGAGCCAGGGAAGGAGUUAGCUAUAAAAUAACGGAUUGGAGAGUCAAAAUGGGGCUUGCGGAACACGGGAGACAUAUUAAACUCCCUUUACCAUUAUGUGCCCAGCACUCUCCAGGCUGACAGCCAGAUAUAUCGUUACCAGCGAGGCCUCCGUCUCGUGAUUCUCCUUCUUUCAAGGUCUAAUAUUUUCUUUGCCGUGCCUUUGAUCAAUAUUAACCUCUUGGGUCAAUAAAUCUUAGUAGCGGCCUCCAGAGGAGUCAUUAGCUUUCAUAGGAAAUGAUUAUUUCUCCGUUAAACUCUGCAUUUCAUUUGCCCACCAUCCAUCUUUUUCAGACACUGACGCACGCAGCAAUCCUUCCUGAAAACAAGGGCCUCUAUGAGGUAUAAACGGCGUCCUGUUCUCCAUCCCUUGAAAUGCUUUGGGUUCAUUUAAAUUCUGUUCAGGGACCACAAAGUGGUUUCCUGCACUGAGAACAGUUUUAAAAAGAAGCAGCGGCUCACAUGGAAGCAGAGAAGUCUCUUGGUUAAAACGUGAAAUGAAAAAGGCUUCCACACCAGCCAUUUGAGUCAGGAUUCCCUCAAGGAAUCCUGGGAACUGUAGUUUAAGGGUGCUGAGAAUUGUUGGGAGGCCCCUAUU